Molecule: messenger RNA, 657 nt
Organism: Hirundo rustica (Barn swallow)
Lineage: Eukaryota; Metazoa; Chordata; Aves; Passeriformes; Hirundinidae
Gene: TLDC2
Product: TBC/LysM-associated domain containing 2
Exons: 6
Coding region: 1-657 (218 amino acids)
Biological process (GO): response to oxidative stress
Cellular component (GO): nucleus
Source: RefSeq, a predicted model, not a curated record
AUGAGGGGGCUCCGAGUCCGCUACCAGCUCCUGCCCGGCCAGGACGAGGACCCGCCCGUGGGAUGCGAGGACCCAGCUGGAGAGGGCCAGAGGGGCUGGGAGGGAGCCCCAGCAGCAGCUGAGGAGGAGCCGUGCAGGCUGGUGCUGAGCACACCCAGCAGCAUCCUGCGGGACAGGGACAUCGACGAGCUGGGCCCACAGCUGCCCCCGCGCCUGACGCAGCAGCCCUGGCAUCUGCUCUACUCCACCGGGCGGGACGGCUUCAGCCUGCGGACGCUCUACCGGAGCGGGGCCCGGCCGGACUCCCCGGCCCUGCUGCUCAUCAGGGACACGGAGGCGCAAGCCUUCGGCGCCUUCUCCGCCAGCGCCAUUCGCAGCAGCAGCGGCUUCUACGGCACGGGGGAGACCUUCCUCUUCUCCUUCUGCCCCGAGCUGAAGGUGUUCAGGUGGACGGGCAGGAACGACUUCUUCGUAAAAGGGGAUGUGAAUCUGCUGAUGAUCGGUGGGGGCAGCGGUAGGUUUGGGCUGUGGCUGGACGGGGAUCUGCACCACGGGGGCAGCCAGCCCUGCGAGACUUUCGACAACGAGACCCUCUCACACCGGGAGGAGUUCUGCAUCCAGGAUCUGGAAAUGUGGGGUCUGGCCUCACCCCAAUGA